Molecule: messenger RNA, 447 nt
Organism: Eremothecium gossypii ATCC 10895
Lineage: Eukaryota; Fungi; Ascomycota; Saccharomycetes; Saccharomycetales; Saccharomycetaceae
Gene: SPC19
Product: Spc19p
Exons: 1
Coding region: 1-447 (148 amino acids)
Biological process (GO): attachment of spindle microtubules to kinetochore
Cellular component (GO): DASH complex; spindle microtubule
Source: RefSeq, marked provisional
AUGGAUAUUUCUUUGGACGAGAGCUGUGUGGCAUUGGAGAGCAGCGUGAAGCUGCUUGGGAAGACGUUGGAACGGCUGGCGGAGCAGGGGGAGCACAGCAGGAGGCUGACCAGCACGCUGCUGCGGUCCAAACGCGUGUUCGAGCUGGUGUCUGAGUACGAUCUGCAGAGGGCACGGUUGGACGUGAUCGAGGAGGUGGAGCCGGUGGUGGAGAAGCUGUGCAGCAAGCUGGAGAAGUCUCUGAACAAGCUGGAACGGGAGCGCGCGACGCUGCAGCAGACGUACGAGCUGAACCAGCUGCGGCUGAACAACCGGCUGGCGGGCAGCGGCGGCCGGCGGCCGGUGGUGAUGGGCACGUCGACGACGGAGGAGCUGGGGCGGUUGCGGGAGGCGAAGCAGCGCAAGGCGGCGCUGGAGCGGGAGAUCGCGGAGGUGCGGGGUACUUAG